CUGUGCCUUUUUACAGCUCGAUGUCGCCGCAUUCGUCACAGAGAAGAGCGAGAUGCACGACAUGUACCAUUUGAGAUCCGGGAUGCUUGCACUAUUUGGACGUGCACGGUAUGCGAUAAGAGCGUGCUUGAUAGAAACAAGAAAUUAGGGGGGGUGAAUUGUUGCGGAGAGGAGGGUGGAGUUUAGCCGAUGUGCUUUGUGGACGUGCGUGCUCUGUGCUUUGGGGAGCAUGUGUUAAGUACCUUUGGGUGAUGGAUGCCAUUGCACAACAAAUCAAGACUCGACCUGAGAGCUAAGCCAAGGCAAACGCCAGGCAACAAGUCCAACCUGCCAAUGCUCCAGACGUGCUGAAGAGUAUUUCCGACCGAGCAGGAGAGCGCGACCACGAGAGAGACGGAGAGAGAAAGACAGAGAGCGCGCUCGACGCAGCACGAGACCGAUCGCCAUGGCAUACCAACAAACGGGCGGCAUGCUCAACAACGCCGCAAAUGCCGCCCAAGCAAAUGACCAUCAUGGCCCUCAAGGUGCAGAGUACACGCUACAGGGCGUUAUGCGCUUCCUCCAGAUCGAAUGGCACAACCACGAGCGAGCCCGAAACGCAUGGGAUAUCGAACGAGCAGAGAUGAAGGCAAAGAUUGCAAAGCACGAGGGCGAGUGCCGCCAUGCAAAGAGAAUCAAUGAGCAGCUCGAACGACAAGUGCGCAUGCUCGAGAGCGCACUCAGGCAGGAACGCAAGAAAAAGGGCAGCGACCCCAAUGCGCCCCUCCAGCCAGACGCUGCUACCUUGCACUCUGCCAGACCAUCCCACGACGUGCACAACUCCUUCCUCGAUACAACGCCUGACAAGCAGCAAUACCGGGACAAGUCGAAGAAGUUCCUUGAUCGUUGUCUUAACGAAGUGCAGUAUCUACUGACUCCUCCGCCGCACCCUCCACCGCCGCACAUGUCUAUGCAGAACCCUGCAGCUCCGUAUACUGGUCUGCCGGAUCCUCCGGUCUCGCUUGAUGAUCUCUAUCUGCGCCGUGCUCAGAGGCCGUACCCUCCCUCCGGCCAUGUCCAAUUGCAACAUCCGGUCAAUCUUUCUGCCGAGGACCAGAAACGUCAUCUUGCUCUGUCCAUGCCACCCGCACAACCUCCUACUCAGACUCUGCCUCCACCCCCACAGGCUCAAUCUAUAUCUCUGGACGAGCCUGUAGAGCAGGUUACACAUUAUUACGACUCCUAUGGCCGCCCUGUUGCCCCGACUCCGGAUGCUGCUCCUCGAUCCAUCGUUACCCAGGACUCUUCGGCCGAUGGCUGGAACUUCGAUGACCAACAACCCCAGCCCGAACAAUCUCCUGCCGAUCUGCCUCAGCCUCCCCGAAGGCCGGACACCGAUCUGUUCCCAAGUGCAGCAAAUCCUCCCUCGAAAUCGCCUCCCCGCACUGGGUCAGGCCGUCGCAGAUCCUCAGGCUCGCAGGGCAUGGCCAGGAGAAGAAGUUCUGGCUCUCAUGAUCUCCAUGACAGUGGUGCGGAACUCCCUGCAAAGACAGAUCCUACUCAGUUCAAGGUGAAAUUUGCUCUGCGUGGCCAUCUUGACGUUGUUCGCUCUGUCAUCUUUACCGGCGGCGGCAGCCCAUCAGAACCUGAGAUCUGCACUGCCGGCGAUGAUGGUACUAUUAAACGCUGGAUCAUACCCGCUAGCUACAGCAAUUUCCAGAACCCUGCGACUAACGAUCUGGAUAUUGCUUGUUACUUCACUCACCGCGGUCACGAUGGAAUCGUCACCUCUCUUGCCGCAUGUCCUUCGACGAGUUUCUCCACCGGUGGCCGUGUGUCUGGAGAUGGCUGGAUCUUUUCGGGUGGUCAAGAUGCCACAGUGCGUGUGUGGGAACGUGGGCGAGUUGACCCGAAGGCUACUUUGGAAGGCCACACGGACGCCGUCUGGACCGUCUGCCUGUUACCAGGCACUGUAGCGUCUGUCUUUGGUUCUCAAAGCUCGAAUUUUGGUGGUCCCGAUCGCAUCUUACUUGCCACGGGUUCUGCAGACGGCACUGUCAAAAUCUGGUCAGUCAGUGCUCCUCCUCAACUGGUCUCUCCACAAGCAGGUUCGCGACGUGGUGGAAGCCGUCGCCAUUCCGUCACAUCUGGCAGCAACCAUCCAAGUUCUCCUCAGCCCAACGUGGCUACGACUACACCUUUCCAUUACACGCUUGUUCAUAGCAUUCAGCGCGAGUCUGCUUCUGGGGCAACACCUACUUGCAUUUCUCCUCUUAGUCCGUCGGGUGAGAAUUUUGUUGUUUCAUAUACCGAUUCGAGCGUCCUUCUCUUCGACACGCGGACCGGCGAAGAGAUUAUUGGAAUGGCCAGUAAUGAGACUUACGAUGGAACGUUGGCUACCAGUAUAAACGCCGUUGUUGCCACUAGCAGUGCCUCUCUUGGCCUGGAAACAGGAUCCUCGUAUAUGGAGAGGGCAGAUCAGGAGGAGUCUGUUGGCGCUGGACCGACUGGCUCGGCUCAAGGUGUCGAAGGUGUGAUUGUCAGUGGCCACGAAGACCGAUACAUCAGGUUCUUCGAUGCCAACAGCGGGCAAUGUACCUACACGAUGCUUGCGCACCCGUCGGCCAUCUCAUCGCUCUCGUUAUCAAAGGAUGGACGGGAAGCGGUUUCGGCAGGUCACGACGCAUCCAUUCGAUUCUGGUCGCUUGAGAAGAGACAGUGCACGCAGGACAUCACGUCGCAUCGACCCAUGAGGGGCGAGGGUGUUUGCAGCGUGGUAUGGAGCCAGGACGGAAGAUACGUUGUCAGCGCAGGAGGCGACGGAGUGGUAAAGGUGUUUGCGCGAUAGCGUCAUCGUAAAUCUACUUUGCGAAUCAUCAACGCAAGAGGACCAACUCCAUCAACCGAAUAUGGAGUACAUGUCAAGAAGAAACGACGGCCUUGCUAGAAGGAAUCAACAUGUACAUUAAUGGGGC
This is a messenger RNA of Aureobasidium subglaciale EXF-2481, 2954 nucleotides long. RefSeq lists its product as uncharacterized. The record is from RefSeq and is a predicted model, not a curated record. The transcript has 4 exons. Gene Ontology annotation, molecular function: protein binding. The coding region runs from base 446 to 2827 and encodes 793 amino acids. NCBI's taxonomy places the organism in Eukaryota, Fungi, Ascomycota, Dothideomycetes, Dothideales, Saccotheciaceae.